AUUUUUACCAACGUAACAUAUGUAAUAAAAUUUGUUUAGGAAAAAUAUGAACAGAUAAACCACUUUUUACAAAGUAGAUAAUCACCAACCUACGGUUACAUUUUCAACACACACUGGUACUGCACUGUAUAGAACUAUAGUAUAGAUUAGAUAGAGGUACCCAAUAUGAUUUCUGUCAAAGAAAAAGUUGAACUUUUUGGUAGGUAGGUACUUGUGCUUGCCAUUCUCUUGCAUGAAUUUCCUUUUUUUUUUUUUUUUUUUUUUUUUUAAUGAUACUGACGUAGGUAGUAAAUGUUGAAAUUUUCGCAUAACAAUUAUCAAGCUUUAGACAAAAUUAAAUUUACUCAAAUUUUCGGUUCUGGACUUCUUUGUAUUAAAUGAAAAUGAAUUCACUUCUACUGUUUCCUUCAACAUUAUGCUUGAGUUUAAUAGUGAAUACUUAUGGAUAUGUUUAUGGUCCUGUGGUAGAUCGAAAAAUUUUAUAUGAUGAGCAGUAUACAACGUUCAUUACUUGCCAAACUGCAGCUACUGUGAUUCGAACAGCUUUAAAAUUAAAUAUACCACUGGAAUCGUUUGAAAUACCACCUCGUCCUAUUAUGGAUGAGGAUGUGACGUAUUAUCUGUUCACUCGAAAGAAUUCUAAUACUCCUGACAUUCUGCGUUCGAGUGAUUCAGCAGGCAAAAUCAAAUCCUCAAAUAUCAAUUUUAAAAAGGAGACUGUAUUUUACAUUCACGGUUAUAAUCAAACCAUCUAUAAUGGAGUAUCAAAUUUCACAAAAUUUCUGCUUCCUAAAAAGGACGUGAAUGUGAUCAUCGUAAAUUGGGACUCAUACGCCACUUUCAACCUUGAAUAUUCUAGAUCAAUCACAGUACCUAGAUUGGGAGAAAUCGUCGGUAGAUUCGUGAAAAAUUUAAUCAACGCGGGUGCUAAUCCAAAAAAUAUUCACUUAAUUGGAUUCAGUGCUGGAGGAGAAGCCGUUGGACUGGCUGGGAAAACAAUCAAUCCCAGAGUGGGAAGAAUUUCAGCAUUUGAUCCGGAGGGAAGUUGCUUUAACUUUGCACCUUCUACUCAGAGAAUUUCUAAAACUGACGCCGAUUUCGUGCAAAUAGUCCAUUGCAGUGUUGGUAUUCGUGCUUUACCUCCUUAUAUCAUGGGGGAUGUGACUUUUAUAAUGAAUGGAGGCGUACUUCAGCCUAAUUGCGUUAAUGAAACUUCAAUCAUGGAUCUAGGAGACUGUAGUCAUGCUCAAUGUGAAACAUUCUUGUACGAGACGUUGACGUUCAAAGGGAAUAAAUCAUUAGUGGGUACGAAAUGCGGUAGUUUUUUAAAUUAUGAUUUAAACCAAUGUGAUUGUCAAGAUCGUGUUCAGUUGACUUAUGAUAUUCCAACGAGUCUUGAAGGUUUGUAUUUCAUUAACACAGUUUCCAACAAGCCAUGUGGCGAUCAAAAAAAGGUAUAGCCAAGAGAUCUCGCACCCAUAGAAAAAGAUCAAUUGGUUUUUAGUACCUAGGUUAACUAUAUUAAAGAUCAUUGUUUGAUUUAAUGUACGUAUAAAUAAUAUGCUUGUUCAGUCUCAUUUUUUUUUUUUUUUCUUAAUAAUUGUGUAGGUACUAGAAAAUUUUGAAUCGAUUAUCCAAUUCUUAUUCUUUCGUAGCCUUCAUUUGAACAAUAAUACUACAGGCCUUCAUUUUCAUGAUAAAUCAUUUUUCUCCAAGUCAAGAAAAUUUUGUUCAAAAAAACAACAAAAAAACCAACUUCAAAAUUUGAAGUCAAAUUGAACACAGAAAAACACGAUUUAGGAAAAUCAAAUUUUGAGUUUUGUGUUUAGAUUUUAAAAUGAAGCUUGCGAGUUUUUUUGAAUUCACAUUAUUGUGUUCAAUGUUUAAUCGGUUUGGGUUUCGAUUCUGAGUUUGCAUCCGACAAAAAUUAGGAUAAAAGAGACAUACCGAAUUAUUUAAGUUAUUCACCAGUUUUUUUUUUUUUUUGCUAAAACUCAACCUGAGGAUUGAAUUUAGUUCUACAUAUAAUCAAUUACACUGACUCACCUAAGUACCUAAUAACCUAAAUCGGAAUUCGUUCAAUUCUGGAUCAAAACCGAUGAAAUAUUCUGAGUGCUUGAUUGGAAUUGAAUAAAAUCCUGGCUAAAAGUACAUAUCUCCAUAUUAGUACUUGGUAGGUAUCGUAAUUUUCAUUUCAUUUCGGUUUUCGCGUUUUACGUAAUAGGACAGAAAUAUUUGCCUGUUACGUUAGCACUGUCACACAUUUUUUCGAAGAAAUGAAUAAACUAUUUUCACGAAGAAGAUAAUAUUUGAUUUAUGCUGUAGCUGACCUGUUAUUAGGUAGGUACUAUUCUAACAUAGGUAGAUAUUAUUAUCUAUUAAGCUAAUCUACCUUUGUAGUUCUAUGUACGUAUCAAGUAGGUAGGUAGGUAAGUAGAUAAGAUAUGUGAUUUUUACCAUCCAAAAAUUAUGCAAAUGAGAGCUGUCAUUUCAUGUAUUUCAACUUUUUUGGCAGUGUCAUUGUCAAUAAUGUUCAAUGUUUUGUGAAAAAUUCACAGUCUAGAAUUUUUUGCUCUUUAUUACCUACUGAAUCUUAUAAAAUGAAAAUGAUUUUUUUCGUGCAGUUGUCAUUAAAAUUAUUUCUGUUUUUUGUGCCAAAUAUUCAUGGAUAUGUUUUUGGCCGUAAGUAACAUGACAGUAAUUUUUUUUCCAGCUGUGAUAGAUCCAACGAUUUUAUACAAUCAGAAGUAUUCAUCUUUUAUCGAUUGCCAAAUUUCUGCAAUUGUAAUUCGUGGAGCUUUAAGAGCUAAUAUACCCUUGGAUAAUGUGCCCACACGUCCUGUUAUGGACGAAGAUGUGUCGUAUUAUCUGUUUACUCG
Planococcus citri (citrus mealybug) is the source of this 2879-nucleotide messenger RNA. Its product is annotated as lipase member H-A-like. Gene Ontology annotation, molecular function: lipase activity. The coding region runs from base 378 to 1460 and encodes 360 amino acids. The record is from RefSeq and is a predicted model, not a curated record. Gene Ontology annotation, biological process: lipid catabolic process. NCBI's taxonomy places the organism in Eukaryota, Metazoa, Arthropoda, Insecta, Hemiptera, Pseudococcidae. The transcript has 8 exons.